AUGAUGGUACCCUUAUCUCCAGCGGUGAUGUCAAACAUCGCUGGCUACAUGUCUAUAGCCACUUGGAUCGUCGUAUACUCACCACAAAUAUGGGAAAACUACCAACUCCAAUCGGGUGAAGGUCUAUCCGUACCAUUCAUCGUACUGUGGCUAUUGGGCGAUAUAACCAAUUUGUUUGGUGGGAUCAUGGCAAAGCUAUUGCCUACCAUGAUCAUAUUGGCCGUUUAUUACACCAUAUGCGACCUAAUCCUCUUAUUCCAAGUAUACUACUACCGUCGCAAGCCCUCUCCUGCCGCCCGAACGCACAUCGAUCCGGACGACGAGUCAACCCCUUUAUUACCUGAACCUAAACAGCCCAAACCUCUCUUACCUCCGUCUCUCGAAUAUCCAGUAAUGUUAGGAUUUGUCUUGUUGUCAGGUGUGGGUGCUUGGUACAUCACCGAUCAGGAUGAAGUCAAAAUACCUGAGAAACCAGAGGUGGAAUUGGAAUGGAAAUCGCAAUUGUUAGGUUGGAUGUCAGCGGUUCUGUAUUUGGGCAGUAGAGUUCCGCAGAUCGUACAUAACUAUAAAACCAGAUGUGCAGGUUUAUCGCUAGCUAUGUUCUUCUUCGCCAUCUCAGGAAACAUAACAUACGUCCUUUCUAUCUUUUUCACCUCGAUGAACCCCCGAUACAUCUUGGCGAACUUACCGUGGUUAGCUGGAUCAGGAUUGACGGUAUUUUUGGACUUAUUCGUCCUCGCUCAAUUUGCUGUCUUCAAUUGGCAAGAUAAGAAGAAAGAGAAAGUGUUUGCAUCGGAUGAAGAUGAUGAUGAGGAAGCAUGA
This is a messenger RNA of Kwoniella botswanensis, 822 nucleotides long. RefSeq lists its product as uncharacterized. The record is from RefSeq and is a predicted model, not a curated record. Gene Ontology annotation, cellular component: membrane. The coding region runs from base 1 to 822 and encodes 273 amino acids. NCBI's taxonomy places the organism in Eukaryota, Fungi, Basidiomycota, Tremellomycetes, Tremellales, Cryptococcaceae. The transcript has 5 exons.